AUGCGCGUCCUCGCGCUUGUUGGUGCUCUGAUGAGCACUGCCUUGGUUCUUCCGGCAGCGGCAGCAUCCCAGAGGUAAGCAGCUCAGCACUCUUGGAGAAAUAUUUCCCCCUCGCUGACACACUAUUGAUGUUAAGUAACUUCAACACCACUUGCGGCUCUGGAAAGAGUGUUCAUGUCUCUGUCCCUACUUCAGCACUGCUGACCAUUAGCUCAACUGUCAAUUCGAAUAUUCCUACUCUGACAAUUGUUCCAGUGCCGGAUAUCUCUGUCCGCAUGUAUGGUGCAGACACCAGCUCUUCUUCCGUUUCUGCUGGACAUUCUUCCGAGGAUGUCACCACCAUCAUCAUUAGAACUGGACCAACAAAGACGAUUACCCGGUCCUUGAAGCGAGUUCCCGCCUCGGAUGCUACAUUAGCUUUGGUGACACGUCCAAAGAGUGUCGCUAUUCCAACCUUAGCGAGUGUUCCUGAUACCGUCGCUUCAGAACAGCCUGCUGUGGGCGUGCCUAUCGCUGUCACAAUGGCAACAACUUUGUUACACUCAGGUUUGACAGCAGAGAGGCCUUCAAUGACAUCAAUGCUUGAUUUAGGUUCAGACUCUAUUGUCACCAUCAGCAAGUCUCUGGGCUCAGAUUCUUUUGUCGAGUGGACAAAGACUAUACCCCUGGUACCGUCACUCCCAGAUCUGAUUGAACCGACGUCUGGUGAUUUCACCGUCUCGUUUGGGGCGAGCACAACAAUGUUCUUUACCCCUGAGCCUUCACUUGAACCCUCCUCUAGCAGUUUGGACUCUGUCUCGAUUUUGCCAGUUCCAUCUUCAGAGUCUUCAACUGGUUGGGACACUGUUUGGGAAGGCAGCCCAGGGCCUGUUGAAACAACUCUAUUGUUGCCCUCAUCAGAGUCACCACUAUUGUCCUCUACACUAAUCACCCCGGUGCCAGACAACACUGUCACUGGAGUUUUCGAGACCUCUGUUGAACCUACUGUGGUUGAGCCUACCAGCACCGAGGUUAUGGAUAUUCCUCCCCCGGCUGUUGUGCCUUCCAUCAGCUUGAUCACAGUCCCUUACCAGUUUCCUGCCUACUCGCCCUUGGAACCCCUCACCACUACAGCUGAUGUGAUCACCUCGUCACAGCCACCACCAACUCCUGCAACUGUUGUGUUCACCCUCACUGGUGAUGGGUUACGCGAGCCUCGUGUGAUUACGCUCACAACAAACUUGCCCGUUGUGAGCGGAACUACUUGGUUGGUGACAUCCUCAGCAAACUCAGUAACCGAUGUUGUGGUCACCUACACCAUGCCUGGCGGGUAUGGGCUCUCAUCGUCUGUCAUGACUGUCACGAAAUCAAGACCUGUGUCAACCAUAUCUCGCGUGAAGUCCUCUUCAAGCAUUCCCGGGGGCAAGCCACGAGCAUCCUCUACCAAGGGAUCAAUGACUAUCAUUCCUUACGGACCUUGGCCUUCGCCUACCGCCUCUCCUAGCAGAACUACCACCUCUUCAUCUAAGCAACAUUCAGAUACUUCGGUGUUCUUUUCAACUGGUGGGCCGAGGCAUACCUCACACCAUGGAGUCGGCACAACUCCUUUUACAAACUCGACAAUCUCAGGAUCCAUGUCGGCGACAAUUGCACCCAGCGGUUCUGGCAUUCAGUCGUCAGUUGUUACAAACCUUCCUUCAGCAAGUGAUUCGCGAAGCAUGCCUGUUAGCACUCGCAUCUCAUUCACGAUCCCGAUCGCGUCUUCCAGAGUGACUUCGAUGUCAGUCAGAUCAAGCGCAAUGCGCACCACUUCUUUAGGAACAGGAAUCAGCUCCUCAGGUGACAUGUUUACCAGUGCUGUCGGUGUCCCUUUCCGCCCAUCUCCAGCUCCCAGCGUGACUGCACCUCUACCUGGGUCGUCCAACAUCACUGCAACGGGUUCUAUCGUAGUUCCUGCUCCUACUGGCCCCGCCCAAUCCGCCCAAUCGUCAACAAAUGUCACAGGUUCAUUUUCUUCCAACUUCACCACGGCGCCGUCUAGUGGUGCUGCUCAAUCAAUCAGCGCCAAUUCCACUACUUUCGGCGUCCCUGCUCAGGUCACACCGCCGGGUGGGCCAGGCCAAGGGGGUGCCAACAGUACCGGCCGCUCGAGCUUUGCAGCUUCAAUUGGGACUUUCUCGUCGAUACCAUCCAGUUCUUCAGCAUUGCUCUUGAACAGUACAUUGGCUACAGGCAGCGGUGUGUCCACCCCGACGCGGCCCGGUCUGACCCAAGGUAGCACUGGGGCUCCAGUGCCAUUGGAAACUUCAUCCUCCAUCACUGUUGGCUCGCUCACCUCAGUAAAUGCCACCUCAACUUCGACCACUGCGGCUACAACCUCGACACGUCUCGAGCAAACUCAAGGAGGCCCCGGCAAUGGUACCAUCUGGCCUUCUCCACUAGUCACGUCUUCAACAAUCACUCCUCAAGAGCAGAACGGCACUUCGAUCUCCGAAACUCUGAAGACAUCUUCAACUCUUCGUGGGCAGACUCAAGCUGGUCCGGGCGUCUCUACCUCACUCCCAGUGUUAACAGAAACAGCGGUUGGCCCCGUUCAGUCCCAAAACGUCACCCUUUCCCUGUCCGCUUCUGGCAACUUGACUUCGUCUGCGAGCGCCACUACUGCUGCGCCCUCUACCACCGCCUCCAUAAAUGGUCAAGGUCAAAGCGGGGGUAGCGUAUCAACUGCAGUGUCGUCGAACGCAACAAUAUUCGAGCCCUCCGCAACUAUCAACCAGACAGGCGGCUUACCAUUGCAGUCUCAAGACUCGGCAAUCUCAGCAAAUGCCACUUCCGGUGCGGGUACAUCCAGCAGAUCUACCGCAUCGCGAGUCGGCCAAACAGUUGGGGGCCCAUUUCCGACAAGCUCUACUGUUCCAGGUCCACAAACACAAGGCGGCACUGCAGCAUCAACGACAAUAAACGUCUCUGCCCCCAACAACAAUUCUUCUGCUCAUGUUGAACAAGGAGGCAGCCCCUCCUCUGUGGCCAACAGCAGCGAUACAUUGACCUCAAUAUCGGGCCAAGCCAUUCAAACUCAAGGUGGUGUUUCUGCUUCGACUGAAUUCAACGAGACCACAGCCGUCGCCCCAUCAUCAUCAGCUCGCCAGCCUCAGAGUCAAGGUGCUGCCGGCACCUCACCAACAACAACCUGGCCUCCAAUGACCACGCAAUCUAUCAACGGCACCAGUAUCAGUUCAACAUCUGCAGGUGCCAACAGUGUGUCCACUGCACCUCCAUUGAGCCAAGGAAAUGCACCUGCUCCUACCACGAGUGCUCCUCGCGGCCAAGGCGGCCAGGGAGGGCAAUCCACGCAAUCUGCCGCUCGUGACGCUACAGGAAAUGCAACGUUUAUCACCCAGCCGAGCAACAUACCUUCGUCGGGGGAACAGAAUACACCGUCGCAAACGACAUUAGCCACGGUCGUCAACCCUGCUACAAAUUCGACUACCGCUAUUCCUGCAACUGGCACUGGUUCUCCUUUGUUUUGCGGAAAUGAAUGGGACCGUGGAAAUGAGACUGUCAACUUUGAUGACAGAGCUGCGCUCCAGUGGUCCAACCCGACCUCGCCGAUGCCCCUGUUUGUGCCCUACCAUCGCCUUUACUUCUCUGAUGGAUUUUCCAUCGUUCCACCUCCCAACCAGACACACAAUCCAUCCUCUGGAAACAACAUGACCAUGUGGUCACCGCCCAACUCGUCAGUCGAAACGGUAGGGCAGAUUGGUUUUGGGCCCUUGAGCGAAAACGGCUGCUUCCGAUUCAAUCCGCUUUCAUUCGACCUUGGUUGCAACACGACCGAGACCUACUGCCGCUUCAACAUUAGCGGCAUACGAUACGACGCCAUACUUGACCAAGAACAGCAAGUGUCUCAGUUCGAAGUAUCGUUUCCGUCGUGCAGUGCCAACAACUUUACAAACUGCAGCCUGACGACUGUUGACCUAAGUCGAUACAAUUUGACGGAUCUGACUUCCAUCACAUUUGACAAUAUCGGGAACAGUUCUAGGGUGUGGUUUGGCGACGACUUCGAAUUUACUUGGACAAAUGAUACUUGCGAAGCAGGAAGAUGUCGAGCCUUGGUUCCCAAUCUUUCCCAUCGAGCCCGUGCCGCACAUUUCAGGUCUCCAAGACGAGCGCUUCUGCAUCACGAGUCGGUCCCACAGGAUGGUAAGGUUUCCCUGUCAGCCGCGCAGUGGCUUCUGACAGUUCUAGGCGCUGUUUAA
Molecule: messenger RNA, 4238 nt
Organism: Pyricularia pennisetigena
Lineage: Eukaryota; Fungi; Ascomycota; Sordariomycetes; Magnaporthales; Pyriculariaceae
Exons: 2
Coding region: 129-4238 (1369 amino acids)
Source: RefSeq, a predicted model, not a curated record